AUGGAGCUGCUGCGGCUAAGGGAAGUAAAUACUAGUGAUUUAUCUUCUGCUGCUGCUGCUGCUGCUGCUCCUCUGCGCUUCCUUGAGUUCACAAACCCUCAAGAACCUGCAUCAAACCCUCAGCAGCAAAUCUUCUCUUCAUACGAAACACCGGAAGUGUUAGAAUCGCUGCAGCAAAGUUCGCUAAUGCAGCAGCAGCAGCUGCAGCAGCUCGUUGCUGGCGACUGUGCUGCAGCAGCACGAGAGGUGGAGAAGCAGAUGCUAUCUAUGGGUAUGUCUCGACAGUUCGCUAAAUCAAGAAAAGAAUUAGUAUUAAAGGCAGGAGAAGAAAUAAAAAAUAAAAAUUUACAACCAAUUUUAAGGGUUUGGUUUACGAGGACUUGUUUUAGGUCGGAGGACGGUUCGCUGUUUGUAACUCUUGAUGAAGAUCUCCGCUUUGCGAGGAAUCUGCCAGACGGAGAUUGGAAGGCCUUCCUAUUUAACGGUGCAGCAGCACUGGCAUCAGAGGGAGCAGCACCGUUCCCUUGGGGAGUAGUAGACGUAUCCAGACGGGCGCCGGGAUCGGGAUCGGGAUCGGGAUCGGGAUCGGGAUCGUCUGGGAUCGAACAAUGCCAACAACUUGUGGGGUCUUCGUCUCCUCCUCCCUCAUCCAUUGAUUUCCUCAGCGGAGUUGUUGCUAGCUUAUUCCCCCUUGAGCUGCAGCGGCUAUCUGCUGCUGUUGCUGCUGGUACUGCAUCUCCUGUUGCUGUUGCUGCUGCUGCUGCUGGUUUGCUGCCUCAUUGGCUUGCAUACACCACAGCAGCACAAGAAGACGUAGAAGCUUACCAUCAAGCAAUCAAUAUGGUUGCACCGCAGCAGCACAGCAGCAACACAGCAGCAGCAGCAGCAGCAUUACCAAUGGGUUCCCACCAUAAGCAGCAGCAGGACGAGCAGCAGCAGGAUGAGCAGCAGCAAGAGCAGCAAGAGCAGCGGCACAAACACCAGCACAAUCACCACCAGGACGUCGCGAUCCCGGCUACUGCCCCUACAACUACUAAUGCUGCAGCAGCUGCUGCUGCAGCAGCUGCAGCUGCAGCAGCAGCAGCAGCAGCAAACCAUGUCUCAUCAAGGGUAUCCAAGCUAGAUGUUAUAUAUAGGGGCCCUGGGGCCUCCAUUGCCCAUGACCAAGAGGCAUCUGUGCAGGAGUUACGACAGUCCCUGGAGACUUCCUCUGCAGGCGCUUCCUUGCAUGCAGGAGGCGGUGGUGUCCGUGGUACCUUGAGGGAGCCUCUGCUGGGUGGCAGCAGCAGCAGCAGCACGAACAACAACGGCAGCAGCAGCAGCAGUGGUGGUGGUGGUGGUGGUCGACGUCACCAGCAGCAGCAGCAGCAGCAGUACAGCAGCAGCAGCAGCAGCUGGCUCUCCUGCUGCACAGGCAGCAACAGCUGCAUGCCUACUAUCCGUCGUUGCUGCUCUCGUCUUUCUCGCUUUCUUCGUCUUCGUCAAAGAAAUGGUAGAAAUUAUCGUGGUGCUGCAGUAGUCCCUGCUGGUGCUGCUGCUGCAGCAAAUACAUCAGCAGCAGCAGCAGCAGGAGCUACUGUACGUGUAGAACCUAAGACUUUUUUUGCUAACGAGAGGACCUUGCUGCAGUGGCUAAAUAUUGCUGUCCUCUUAGCCUCUGUUGCUAUAACACUCUUAUCUUUAUCACAGACAGCAGCAAAAGCAGCAGGUUUGCUGCUCGCUCCUGUUGCUAUCUUCUUUAUUGGAUACUCCUUCUGGAUAUAUUUGCGUCGUUCUCGAGCAUUAGAGCGAAAGGAGCCCAUAGACUACAACGAUCACUUGGGUCCUGCUGUAUUGGUUGUUUCUCUUACAUUGGCGUUAUGCGCGAAUAUCUUUUUAAAUGUAUUUAAUUCAGAGGCGGAUGCCUCCUCCUCUUCCUCUCCUGCUGCUGCUGCUUCUCCUGAUCCUGCUGCUGCUGCUGCUGCAGCAGCAGGAUCAGCACCAGGUGCUGCUGGAGGAGGGAUAAGGAUGGAAGCAGAAUUGCUGCCCGUACAAAAGAUUGCUGCACGAGUUGCUGCUGUUGGUCUUCCUGUUGCUCAGUUGUUGAGUUCUGCUGCAGCAAGGACCUUACCAGCAGCAGCAGCAGCAGCAACAGCAGCAGCAGUAGGAGCAGCAGCAAACAACUACAAUAACAGCAGCAAACCCCCUACAGCAACAAAUGGCAGACUAGAGGCCCUUAAGUCAGCACUUGCUGCUGCAGCAACACAGGAAGGAGAAAAGACCGCAGCAGCAGCAGCAGCAGCAGAAGGGACACCAGCAGACAGAGAAGCAGCAAAGGCUGCUGCUGUUGUUGCUGCUGCUGCAGCCCGAGAGGUCGCGCGAGUGCGGGCUGCUGCAGCUGCCGCCGCUGCUGCUGCUGCUAGGGAGGCAGCAGCAGCAGCAGCAGAAGCUGAAGCUGCAGCAGCAGAAGCAGAAGCUGCAGCAGCAAAGCUUAGUAAUGAAUAA
Messenger RNA from Eimeria maxima, 2484 nucleotides. Its product is annotated as SPX domain-containing protein, putative. Lineage: Eukaryota; Apicomplexa; Conoidasida; Eucoccidiorida; Eimeriidae. Bases 1 to 2484 code for a protein of 827 amino acids. The transcript is spliced from 9 exons. The record is from RefSeq and is a predicted model, not a curated record.